AGAACACGCCUAACAUCAAACAAACCUGGAUCGUUUGUUUAACUGAUUACAGCACAUUAUCAUCCUCCGCGGCUGAACGAUCGUUGGGGAGACUGGCAGGAGCAGGAUACAGUUUGUAUUAACCUGGUGAAUCAGAGGCUGCCGGUGGACUGAUCAGCACAGAGUCGGGCUGUUGUUAGGAAUUAUGAACUCUCUCUCGGGUAAGAGUGUGCUGUCCCUGUGCAGGGUUUUCUCCAGUCCACCGUGUCUUCCUGCUGCUCUCACUGGGGCAGUGAGGGUCUGUCACUCAGGUGUGGGGUCCCAGGGCACCGUCUUUACCAAAAAGCGGGGCUAUGAUAUCACCAGGAACCCCCACCUGAACAAGGGCAUGGCGUUCACUCUGGAAGAACGGUUACAGCUGGGUAUCCACGGCCUGCUUCCUCCCUGUUUCCUAUCUCAGGAUGUACAAGUGCUUCGGGUCAUGAAGAGUUACGAGACACGCAGCAACCCACUUGACAAAUACAUAUUGCUGAUGACCCUGCAGGACAGGAAUGAAAAACUUUUUUAUCGUGUGUUGACCUCUGACAUUGAAGAAUUCAUGCCUAUUGUCUAUACUCCUACUGUGGGCCUGGCCUGUCAACAGUAUGGCCUAGCUUUCAGAAGACCAAGAGGGCUGUUUAUCACAAUCCAUGAUAAGGGACAUAUUGCCUCCAUGCUUAACUCCUGGCCGGAGCAGGACAUCAAGGCCAUCGUGGUGACUGAUGGAGAGAGAAUCCUAGGAUUAGGAGACCUGGGCAGUUAUGGAAUGGGCAUCCCAGUGGGCAAACUGGCUUUGUAUACAGCAUGCGGAGGAGUGCCACCCCAGCAAUGCUUGCCUGUGCUGCUAGAUGUGGGAACUGAUAAUCAGACUCUCUUGGAUGACCCUUUGUAUAUCGGUUUGAAGCACAAAAGAGUGAGGGGCAAAGAAUACGAUGAUCUUAUUGAUGAGUUCAUGCAAGCCGUCACUGACAAGUAUGGGAUGAAUUGUCUUAUUCAGUUUGAGGAUUUUGCCAAUAGCAAUGCAUUUCGCAUCCUCAAUAAGUACCGUAACCGUUUCUGCACCUUUAAUGAUGAUAUCCAAGGCACAGCUUCAGUUGCUGUGGCUGGGAUCCUCGCUGCUCUUAAAAUAACAAAGAACAAACUUUCUGACCACAAGUUCGUAUUUCAGGGAGCUGGAGAGGCUGCCUUGGGCAUUGCUCACUUACUGGUCAUGGCCAUGGCCAAGGAGGGUGUGUCUCAUGCUGAAGCCGUUAAGAGGAUUUGGAUGGUGGAUUCCAAAGGACUCAUUGUCAAGGGUAGAGGUAAUCUGAAUCAUGAAAAGGAGGAAUUUGCUCAUGACCAUCCACACAUAAAAACUCUGGAGGAAGUAGUGGAAACCAUCAAGCCUACUGCUAUCAUUGGUGUGGCUGCUAUAAGUGGUGCCUUUACUGAGAAAAUCAUCAAAAACAUGGCAGUUUACAAUGAGCGACCAAUCAUUUUUGCCCUCAGCAAUCCUACAAGCAAAGCUGAGUGCACAGCAGAGCAAUGCUACACGCUAACUGAGGGUAGGGGUAUAUUUGCCAGUGGAAGCCCCUUUAAAAAGGUGACUCUGCCAGAUGGACGCACCUUCUACCCCGGUCAAGGAAACAACGCUUACGUGUUUCCCGGUGUAGCAUUGGGAGUCAUCGCCUGUGGUGUGCGCCACAUCUCAGAGGAAAUUUUCCUUACCACAGCAGAGGCAAUAUCAGAAAUGGUUACCGAAGAGCAUCUAGCCGAGGGUAGACUGUACCCUCCUCUAAAUACCAUCAGAGAGGCAUCCUUCAAAAUUGCUGUUAGGAUUGUGGACUAUGCCUACAAGCAGGGAAUUGCUUCCUGGUAUCCCGAACCCAAAGAUAAAGAAGCCUUUGUUUUAUCCCAUGUCUACAACUCCGACUACGACUCCUUUACUGUGGAUUCAUACAGCUGGCCCAAGGACGCCAUGCAGGUUCAGGAUGUGUAGAUCAUUAGUUAACCAGCCUCUGUAUUACAGUUUACUCUUAUCAGUCACAUACCUUAUCUCUUAUUUCAUAAUCAUUUGUUAGACACUCCAGUUACGCCCAGUGCUAAAACAGUAGCUGCUCUGACUGAUUUCAGAGAGCAACAUAAAAUAUAAUGUCAAUACUGCCUUCAGGAUGCAUUUCCAGUUGCAAUAUCCUCAUCCCUAUUCAAUUCCAGAUCAUGGAAUUGAAUUGCAGGUAUCUGUUUAAAGCGGUCAUAAACGGUUAUUUUACCAUUGGACCUCUACGGUCUUUCUUUUAGGUUAGCAAUUUUUCUGCACUUGUUAUUUUUAACUAGUUAUCUACUCAAGUAAUUGAUCACUCCUGUAAAUGCAAAUAUCAGCGUAGGGAGAGACUGUUCCUGUACGGUGACUCCCACGUGGCUGUCCUGCAUGUUUGUACAAAGAGGAAUUUCGACUGCCGUGUGAAUCAAGUGCUUUUUAAGAUGUACUUUUGUAACAUUUCUCAUUGUGACACAUGUUAUGCCAAAGUUUUCAUUUUUAUUUUAAAUGUAUUGUCAAGGAGCAAUGAGUGUUGGUCAUUGUUAGCUUGAGUUAAGUUUAUUUAAGUGACCAUCUGAGAUGAAGAUAUUUGUCUUUUAUUUGGCAGUAUGUGGAAUUGUUUUUAUUGUUUCUCCUCAUUUAGAUUUAUGAAGCUUUGCUUAUGAAUAACGCACAACUGGAUUUCUAUUUUCGGAUAUUCAGAGAUUUUAAAGGGACAGUGACUUUUAAAUAAACAAUUUUAAAGAAA
Messenger RNA from Paramisgurnus dabryanus, 2783 nucleotides. RefSeq names its product malic enzyme 3, NADP(+)-dependent, mitochondrial (gene me3). The record is from RefSeq and is a predicted model, not a curated record. NCBI's taxonomy places the organism in Eukaryota, Metazoa, Chordata, Actinopteri, Cypriniformes, Cobitidae. Gene Ontology annotation, biological process: pyruvate metabolic process; malate metabolic process. Gene Ontology annotation, cellular component: mitochondrion. Gene Ontology annotation, molecular function: malate dehydrogenase (decarboxylating) (NADP+) activity; NAD binding.